Molecule: messenger RNA, 3593 nt
Organism: Sus scrofa (pig)
Lineage: Eukaryota; Metazoa; Chordata; Mammalia; Artiodactyla; Suidae
Gene: TMEM184B
Product: transmembrane protein 184B
Source: RefSeq, a predicted model, not a curated record
AGUGCGCAGGCGCGCCGCGGCGGCACUCCGCUGGGCCCCGGACGCGCCGGCGGCGGCGAGACGCCGGGGCUGCGGUGCUGUCCGCUUGCCUCUCCCGCAGAGUCCAGCUGCCGAGCAUCGCCCGCCCGCGCCGCCGCCAUGGGCUCCUGAGGCCCGCUCGUCGCCUGCUCUGAGGUUCUCUCAGGGAGCCCCCUGCUUCUGGGCACCAUGACCGUGAGGGGGGCCGUGCUGGCCCCGGAUCCAGCCUCGCCCACCACAGCAGCAGCCUCGCCCAGCAUCUCCGUGAUCCCCGAGGGCAGCCCCACGGCCAUGGAGCAGCCUGUGUUCCUGAUGACAACCGCCGCUCAGGCCAUCUCUGGCUUCUUCGUUUGGACAGCCCUGCUCAUCACCUGCCACCAGAUCUACAUGCACCUGCGCUGCUACAGCUGCCCCAACGAGCAGCGCUACAUCGUCCGCAUCCUCUUCAUCGUGCCCAUCUACGCCUUCGACUCCUGGCUCAGCCUCCUCUUCUUCACCAACGACCAGUACUACGUGUACUUCGGCACCGUGCGGGACUGCUACGAGGCCCUGGUCAUCUACAAUUUCCUGAGCCUGUGCUAUGAAUACCUCGGAGGGGAAAGUUCCAUCAUGUCAGAGAUCAGAGGGAAGCCCAUUGAGUCCAGCUGUGUGUAUGGCACGUGCUGCCUCUGGGGAAAGACUUAUUCCAUCGGGUUCCUGCGGUUCUGCAAGCAGGCCACCCUGCAGUUCUGCGUGGUCAAGCCGCUCAUGGCCGUCAGCACCGUGGUCCUCCAGGCCUUCGGCAAGUACCGGGAUGGUGACUUUGAUGUCACCAGCGGCUACCUCUACGUGACCAUCAUCUACAACAUCUCCGUGAGCCUGGCCCUCUACGCCCUCUUCCUCUUCUACUUCGCCACCCGGGAGCUGCUCAGCCCUUACAGCCCCGUCCUCAAGUUCUUCAUGGUCAAGUCCGUCAUCUUCCUUUCCUUCUGGCAAGGCAUGCUCCUGGCCAUCCUGGAGAAGUGCGGGGCCAUCCCCAAGAUCCACUCGGCCCGCGUGUCCGUGGGCGAGGGCACCGUGGCCGCUGGCUACCAGGACUUCAUCAUCUGCGUGGAGAUGUUCUUCGCAGCCCUGGCCCUGCGGCACGCCUUCACCUACAAGGUCUAUGCCGACAAGAGGCUGGACGCACAAGUGCCGACAUAUGGCCCUUACGGCCGCUGCGCCCCCAUGAAGAGCAUCUCGAGCAGCCUCAAGGAGACCAUGAACCCGCACGACAUCGUGCAGGACGCCAUCCACAACUUCUCACCCGCCUACCAGCAAUACACACAGCAGUCCACCCUGGAGCCCGGGCCCACCUGGCGCGGGGGCGCGCACGGCCUCUCGCGCUCCCACAGCCUCAGCGGCGCCCGCGACAACGAGAAGACUCUCCUGCUCAGCUCUGAUGACGAGUUCUAGGCGUUGCCAGUGGGGAAGGAUGGGCGCCUCGGCCCAGGGCAGGGCCUGCCCCACCUCCAGCCUCACGUCCAGGCCGGGAGGCGGGCAGGCACAGCUUCGGCAUCGCCCUUUAAUUUAUUGGACCAGAAACACAUAUCGCUUCCAGAGGAUCUGCCCAGGGGACAGCCCAGGCUCACCCAGGAGCCUUCAGGAAUAUUUAUACAAGGCCGUGGCUCUACCACCUGGGCGAGGGGCAGAGGACACUGGGAGCCACUCCUGUGCCCUUGCAGCUCUCCCCGUGGUGGUGGCCUGUUGGGACCAGCCGUGCCCGGGCCAGACACGUGUGCUGUGGACCAGCGAGCGGCUGCAGCCUUCCCAGCCCACCACCCCCAGACUUCCAGCGACCCCCCCGCCCCCCCCCGCCCCCAACACCGUGCAAUACUUCUGACCUGGGCUCUUCCCCGCUUGCUCCCUGCCCAUCCCCCUUUGUCUGACGCCUCACCCUGGGCAGGAGGAAGGAGGAGGGGACAUGGAUGCUCUCUGUGGACCCCCCUCCUGACCCAGGCCUGCCUGGCAUGCUGCAAGGAUCAGAGCCAGACCCCCAGAGUCCUGGGUCCCACCUCGGAAGGGGACUCAGAUGUGUCUGAGCUCCUGAGUGUCCCCUCUGUGGCUGCCCCUUCUGCUUGCCUCAUGCCCCGGCUCCUGGCCUACUUCUGGCCAGCCGCCCACACUGCCCUCCCACUUGGGGUCCUUCUUCUUGAGAGCAUCUUAGGUGGAGCCCAUGCUUUCCCAGCUGCUCAGAGGAUCAGGGGCUCCCACCCCUCCUGCCCAGGCUGAGCCAUCAGCACCUCUGCUGGAUCCUGGUCUCUCCCUGGGCCUUCUCCCUCCUGUGUCGGGGGUCUCCGCAUUUCAGACUAGCUUCCCGGGGAGAACGGUCCUGCUGGAGGGAGGAAGGGGAUGGGGCACGUGGCGGGGAGCCGGGAGACAGGGGACUCCUCUCUCUGGUCCUGUAUCUGCCCAGGGCCGGGUGUCCCGCCUCGUCUGGCCCCACAGCCCGUCUCUUCUGUGCCUUAGUCACAUAUGAAAGCUCCCCCUCCCCAGGCCCUCAGUCUGUCCCAGACACUCUCUGGGGGCUCCCUGCCAGCCCGGCCCGCAGAGGAUCCUGCAAUGCUGGGCCAAGUGCCCUGGGACAGGCCUCAGCUAUGAUCCCUCCCUUCGCCCACCUCCAUGCCCAUCUACCUGGAGUCUCCCAGGGCCAGAGCCCCCAGACAGGCCAGGCUGACACUGGCCCCUGCCUUGGGAGGCACCUUGUGGUGGCAUAGUGCGAGUGUAUUCAGGCUGUGCCUCCAUGGCUCGAACCCCAGAGAGCACCGGGUUUGGGCUGCAGUAGCCUUGGGGGUGGGGGGGUGGGGAGCAGGGCCCGCCCUGCCCUCUGGCAUCAGAGCUUUCCUUUCAGUCACCCCUGGGCUGAACUGUGCUGAGGGUCGGGUAGGGGAUGCCUCCCAGUCUGCCCGGGCCUCCUCUGGCCUUUGUGACCCAGCCAGCCCCCGGGGGACGGGGAACAGUGGCCUGCAUGACUGGUACCCUAGGCCAGCUUUCGGGCCCCUGGCUGGUGGGCCAGGCCACCUGAUACCAAGCUGGCCUGGAAGGUGCGGGCUCUCCGAGGAGAACCCCCAGCCCGCCCCUGCCAUUCGCUUUCAUGUUCCUCUGAUUCUCCUUCCAGGCCAAAGUGUGCUGCUGCCCCCCUGCCCCCUGGUCCUUGCCUGCCCCGGUACCUGCCCGCUAGCAUGGUGGGUGGGGGAGGUGGGGGCUCCACGGCAGGGAGCUAGCAGCCCCUGGGGAGACCGGGGCUGGGAACUCGUGCCUCCUUCCCAGGAUGCGUAACCUACCGUGUCUUUUUUUUUUUUUUUUUUUUUUUUUUUUGUAAUUUUUUCCCCCAAUAGAGUAGCUCUUUGUACAUAAAAAAUACUUGAAAAAUUAAUUGUAUGAUGUAUGAGAAGACAGAGUCCCCUAGUUUUGUAUCUCGUGUAUGACUGCCAUGAGUUCCACCAGAAAGCCGCUCUAUUUUGGUCUCUGUGACAUUUUAAAUGCGUGACAGAAGUGAGCAAAUAAAGUGAGAAAGAAAUAUAUAUAUGAGAUAAUAUAGAUUGUAUUGAAAUCUC